AUGGGCUUCACAUUUUACAUCGGUGAGCUGCGGGUGUUCUUCCCGUAUGACAGCAUAUACCCAGAACAGUACCGGUACAUGUGUGAGCUGAAGCGGGCUUUGGAUGCCAAAGGAAAUGGAGUCCUGGAGAUGCCUACUGGAACAGGCAAGACCGUCACCUUGUUCUCCCUGAUUACUUCGUACCAGUGGGCACAUCCUGAAGUUGGCCGUCUCGUCUACUGCACGCGGACGGUUCCUGAGAUGAGUAAGGCACUGGAAGAGCUACGCAAGGUCAUCGACUACCGCGUUCAAGUUUUGGCCGCGGAGCGUGAGCCAGUCGUGCCCAGCGAGGACGGGGCUCAGCAACCAACUGGGCUGUCUGCCGGACACAUCUUAGCUGUUGGUUUGUCCGCAAGACGCAACAUGUGCGUCCACCCUGAGGUCAGCAAGGAGGGUGACCGAGAGCGUGUCGAUGAGAUGUGCAGACAGCUAACUGCUCCAUGGGCGCGGGAGAAGGCAAAGAAGGACAGCCUUUGCACGCACUUCGAGAAGUAUGAGACCGCCCUUGCUCACCAAUCCCAGCUCCUUGAAACAGGCAUCUACACCAUAGAGGAUUUGCGGGCCAAAGGCUUGGAGUCGGGCUACGGUUGGUGCCCAUACUAUGCGGCGCGCCGACUGAUCCAAGCUUCGAGCGUCGUUGUGCUCAAUUACCAGUACGUGCUGGACCCCAAGGUCUCGCUGGCCUCCAGCUUGGGCGGUGCCCCGACCCUCCCUGGAGCGCGAGCCAAUACGCGAGGCAGUGGCUCCUCGACAGAGCCAAGCAUCGUUGUCUUUGACGAGGCCCACAACAUUGACGACGUUUGCAUCGAAGCGCUCAGUGUCAAGUUGAACCGACAGAGGCUGGACCAGUCCUUUGGCAAUCUCACGAGGCUCGGCAACGAGGUCGACCGUGUAAAGCGCGAGGAUGCGUCCCGACUUCAAGAGGAAUACAAGCGCCUCGUUCAGGGUUUAAGGCAAGCUGGCCAGAUUGACGAAGCCAUGGCGGACCAGCUGCAAAGCCCUGUCUUGCCCGAAGACCUUGUCAGCGAGGCCAUCCCAGGGAACAUUCGCCGCGCAGAGCAUUUCAUCGCACUACUGCGCCGUUUGGUAAACUUCUUCCGACGCUAUCUACAUGUGGACCGCGCGCAGUGCGAGGGCCCACUCUCUGUUACGCACAAGAUGGAGGAAGAUGCGGAGGUGGACUCCAAGUCACUGAAGUUCUGCCACGAACGUUUGCGAUCUUUGCUGAACACGCUGCAGGUGGCGAAUUUGGAUGAGUUCACCCCGGUGACAAAAGUGGCAGAUUUUGUCACACUACUGGGCACAUAUUCGCAGGGUUUCAGCAUCAUCGUCGACCCAUAUCCCGAAGCACAAGGCAUCUAUGAUCCUACGCUGAUUCUGCGGUGCUUGGAUGCCUCCAUCGCCAUGAAACCUCUGCUAAAGCGGUACCAAUCCGUUGUCCUAACGUCUGGUACGAUCUCUCCUCUCGAGAUGUAUCCAAAGAUCCUGGGCAUGUCAAACGUGGUGGCCACAGAGUCCUUCUCCAUUACCAUGGAAAGAAAGUGCUUGUGCCCGCUGAUUGUGACGCAUGGCGUGGACCAGGUGCCGAUCUCAUCACGCUUCAGCAUGAGAGAGGAUCCAAGCGUUGUCAUGGCUUACGGAAACCUCCUCGAGGAGCUUGUCAAGACAGUACCUGAUGGGGUCGUUUGCUUUUUCACAUCGUACCGGUACUUGGAACAAGUGCUCGAGAAGUGGUACGAAACAGGUGUCAUUACCAGAGUGUUGAAACACAAGCUGGUCUUCAUCGAGACAGUGGACGUCGUCGCCACCACGUACGCGCUCAACCUCUACCGUCAGGCUUGCGACUCUGGGCAGGGAGCUGUCUUCCUCAGUGUCGCUCGCGGGAAGGUGGCUGAGGGCAUUGACUUUGAUCGACACUACGGCCGUUGCGUCGUUUUAUUUGGAGUUCCUUUUCAAUACACGCUGUCUCGAGAAUUGCGGGCAAGGCUAGAGUUUCUUCGCCAGCAUUAUGACAUCAAGGAGUCGGAAUUUCUCAACUUUGACGCGAUGAGGCAGGCCUCCCAAUGCCUUGGACGAGUCAUUCGUUCCAAACGCGACUAUGGAGUCAUGAUCUUUGCUGACCAGCGGUAUGCUCGGCGUGACAAGCGGUCCAAAAUCCCAGACUGGAUCCGCAACUUCCUGGAUCCAGGCCACGUCGCCAUGGCCAUUGACGUUGCAGUCGAAGCUGCGCAAAAUUUCUUGCUGCAGAUGUCGCAACCCUACGAAGAGAAGAAAGGCAUCGGAGCGUCUGUGCUAAGCCCAGAGGCCUUGAAGGAGAUGCAGUUGGAGGAGGCGCGCAGCCUCCAGUCAAAGGCUGAGGCCAAAACAGCCGCAGAGCUUGGCGAGAGCACUGCCUCAAAAGAGGGUGAGCCGCCCGAGAAGCGAUCUCGGCUUCGGAUUUCCCUGUCAGACUGA
Molecule: messenger RNA, 2493 nt
Organism: Symbiodinium pilosum
Lineage: Eukaryota; Dinophyceae; Suessiales; Symbiodiniaceae
Source: the annotation of a GenBank genome assembly